Saprolegnia diclina VS20 is the source of this 8038-nucleotide messenger RNA. RefSeq lists its product as hypothetical. The transcript has 5 exons. The record is from RefSeq and is a predicted model, not a curated record. NCBI's taxonomy places the organism in Eukaryota, Oomycota, Saprolegniomycetes, Saprolegniales, Saprolegniaceae. Bases 21 to 7955 code for a protein of 2644 amino acids.
GGCGGCCAAAAGAUCGCGGAAUGGACACCGUGCAGAUCCGCUUCGGACGGCCGCAUGCGUCGCUCGCCCGGAUCGGCGGCGCCGACGCUGACGAGGCUACUCCUCUAUCUUUAUCGCCGCUGCACCGACCGGCGCCGUCGCCGGUGCGUCGGGCGUCCACGUCGCGGGUGACGAUGCUCGACGCUGAGGCCGUGACAGCAAUGCGAAUUGAGACGAGCGUCGUGUGCCGCCCGAGCAGCGGGUUUGUCCCGACCGUCGUCACGGUGCCCAAGGUGACCCGCAUACCGCCGCCGCGCCCAGCUGCAAUCGUGAUACCAACACCGCCGACAACGCCGUUUGCUCGUGCAGCCAAGGCAAAGCCUCGCCGUGUCGUAGUGGACACGCCUCUCUCGCCGCCGCCCGCCGUGCUCUACACGCUGAAUCAACCGCCAAAGCGGCGCCGCUCUGUCGUCGACGCUCCACCGGUCCACGCCGAGGUCGAGGCCUCGAGCUUCUCCCGCGAACACCUUCGAAAAAAAGAGCACGACCGGUGGACGGCUGCCGUUCGGUGGCUCAAGGACGCCCACUACGCCGAUGCGCAGACGAAGGAAAAGACUGCGAGCGAAGCUGCCAAGCGCCAGCAUCUUGUCGACAUGGCCAAGACCGUCCGCGAGCAAAACUUCAAGCGCUUUACAAAGCAAACACCGGCGCCGCCAAAGCAACUUCGGCCCAGUCGGACGCCGACCGCAGUCGUUGCGCUGCCGCCUAAGAAACCCCCGGUGCCACGGCUCGGGAAGCGUCGGUCGACCAAAAGCGCUGCACCGCCCUCGCCCGUCAGCAACCAGCAAGAGAUGGCACCGCCGCCGGCACCCGCCGUACCCAAGAGAAAAAAGCGACCUGUUGCGACAAGAAAGCCCGUCGACGUCGCCAAUACAGUGGACGAGACGACGAGAGCGUCGUUGGACGCUCGCCGCGCAACCGCGCGGGUGUUUAUGGAGCAGCAAAAGCAGCACCGUGACGAGCAGCGGCGGCGUGAGCGGCAGCUUGAAGCCGAGCACGCACGCGCGCGCCACGCCAAGCUCCAGCACGUCGAGACGGUUCGGCUCCAGCGGCUUCGCGACUCGGUGGCGCUGGCUAAAAAGACCAAGUAUAUGGAGACACUUGUACGUACCCAGACGCAGUCGACGGCCGAGCAUGCAAUGAACUUGGACCUGCGGCCACCGGCGGGACGAGCGUUCUGGCCGACAGAAGUCGACAACUCCGAUAACGGAAGCGUCGACACGGAGAACCGAUCGGACACGAAUCCGUGGCCCAUAUCGCCGCCCAACAAUCCACCGGUCGACGACGGCACGCAGUCGGAAGCCGAACACGACGACGAGAGCGACGAUGCGAGCAACAACAGUAGCGACGACGACGGCGCAAGCACCGAGCCAGAAGACGCGUCGAUGCUGCGCAAGCUCUAUGCUCUCAAGCAGCUCACCGACUCGCUGACGAACCGCUUGUCGCAGCUGUCGCAGCCACCAAUCGCACCACCGCCUGCCAUCGUGCCGGUUCAGUGGCAGGACACGGCAACGGCCGAGAUGGAGGAGCGCAUCGAAGCUGCGCUCGAGAUGUACGCGCCACAAGCGCUACCGGCACCGUUCAAACCGCCCGUCUAUAUCCCCGCCGAGGCCGCGGUGCCGUCGUCCGUGUCGUCGUCGGCGUCAUCGCUCGACGCCAGGGCGUAUUACCGACCAACGCUUAUUGCCCAAGAGGCUCCGGACGCCUCCGACCGUUGGUCAACGACAGAACGUGCGGCAACGCGCAUGCCGGUCGCAAACAACCAAGAGACGAGCGAAGACGACGACAGUGACGGAGCACCGUCCUGGCGACGCCGACCGUCUCUCGUCGACGAGCGACCACCCUCGGCUUGGCGCGUGUCGCCGAUGCUGCCGCCGCCCAGCAGUGCGUUCCAAAGACUUGUGCGUGAGACGGACGACAAUGAUGAUGACGAUCUCGACCGUCUCAUUGCAGCCUCGAGAGACGCAUACAGUGUCGUCGAUAUGUUUGCGCAAGAGCUUUUGCGGCAGCAACAAGACCAGCAAGCGCUUCGAUCGUCAACGCCUCGGUUCGAAGCCGUCGAGGACAUUGAAGACGACCACUACCAAGAGCAGCGCAGCAGUUCCAUGACGUCGCCGGACGAUACGUACCUCCGUUUCGGCAGCGGCAACUAUGACGGCGUUGACGCUUCCGGACACGAUGACUGUCCAGCCGCGUAUUCGGACCGUGCUCACAUUUUGAUUCACACCAAGGGAGUCAAAGACGGUGACGGGUCUGACGAGGACGCUCGAAACGACGGCAUACCGAAUGACGGUGCUCGUGACGGCAUGGCGCAGUACACAGUGGACCCUGACGUUGAAGCCCUCUUGAGCGAAGCACACCGGAUCCUGUCGCACGAGGCCCCCGAGACGACACCGCCUCGUGCGUAUUGGGACCACAUGCUUCUCGAGGACGACGAGGUGACACCAGCGCUGCAUCGACGUCCGCGCGUCACGAUCGUCACCGAGGAGGAGGACGCUGUCGUGGCGCAGCGGCGGCAGUUUUCACCGCGGACUCUAUCCCGGCAACUGCUCGCGGCGGUCGAGUUUCAGGAGACUCUGCACGAAGCUCAGAUGCACCUCGAGUCGCUCGAGCACGCGCACGACGUCCAAGAGACGCAAGACGAGACGCUGGAUUGGAGUCACUCGGUGCGCGCCGACGUCGACCACCUCUGCGAGUCGCACGCCUUUUUGCAAGACACGCUGGCGUACCAGAGCCAGUUGCACGACGAAAACCUCCUGCGGCAAGCCCGCGACCUCCUCGAGGCGCGGCUCCAAGCACAGCGGAACACGGCCGUGCAAACAGAGGCCGCGCUUCGACACGAUGCUGGCACGGAAGCCACGUGGCGUCAGGACGCUGGCACGAUGGCCGUCGAGGCGCGCGACGGUGGCACGCAGUUUGCGCUCCGGUUGUCCGUGGCAGUGCAGAGCGAUGCACCGACCGUCGACGCCGAGGCAGCGACACCGGCGCAGUGGGCUCACGUCGAACCAACGACGAACGACGACGACGACAACGACGACGAUUACGGCGAGGAAGAGACGUCGACCCCCAAAGCACGGAGCGCAGGCAUGAGCGCCGAGGUGGAAAGUGCAGUCAACGAGAGCCAAGUCUACUCGGACGCGUUCGAAGCCAGCGUGGCACGCCCAGCAUCCGUUGUCGACAACAGUGUCGUUGAAGACGAUGAAGAUUUGGAUGAUGACGCAGCCCCGGGCCUUGCUGUCAGUGACGGAGACGAGGUGGCGGACGACGACGUUGCGUACUCGGAGGGCUUUGAAAGUCCACGGAAGAGCUCCAUGGCCGGCAGCAUCAUCGAGGACGAAGACGAGAACGACGGUGGGAUGGCGGACACGACAGCCGUUGCUGUUGCAUCCGACGACAUUGAUGAUGCCAUCGUCGACGAAGAUGACGCUCCUUUGGACUCGGGCGACGUCAACGACGCUACGGUUGAAGAUGACGAUGUGCCCAUAUAUUCGGACGGCUUUGAAAGUCCGGGAAAACCUCCAGUGACAUCGACACCAACCGACGAGGACGAUCAAGUCGGCGAGGAUGACGCAUACUCGGAGGCUUUUUCCAGCCCACGGAAGCCGAUGUCCGUCGCUGACAGCGUGCACGACAACAGUGCGUCGGGGAGCCCGAGACAUGCGUCGGUCGUCGGCAGUGUCGCCGACGACGCCUACUCGGAGGCAUUUGAGAGUCCGCGAAAAGGGUCGAUUGCCACCAGUGUACCAGACGACGAGGACGUCGACGUGGGCUCGUUCGAGAGCCCACUGCCCGUGCACGAAGCGCACGAAACUGCAGGCGCCCCGACGCCAACAUUGUACACGCCGCUGCCAUCGUAUGCGCCGUCGUUGGCAGUAUCGGCUACACCGAGCCCGCGCGUGGAGGCGUACUUGAGCUCUCUAGCUCAACGGGACGCUGCCAAGGCACAGUACAUUCGCCAUAUUUUGGUGCGCAAAGCGAGCGAAGACAAGCUCUUGGAGCUCCGGUACGCCCGUUUGACGACGACUAGUGCUCUCUCAGCGUGGCAAGUGGAGAUGGAAAAGCUACAUCUCGACGGCGCUCGCACGGCCAACGUUGCCAAGUGCUACGAAGACAUGAUGUGCUAUCCGCCCGAGAGUCAAGACGAGGUCCGCGUCCUGGCCGAGGCGUUUGGUGGCUCAUUUACGACGUGGACGCCGGCGCUUGCACCGCCAUUGGAGCCCCCGGGACAGCCUCGCCCGACAGAAACCACCGUCGGCUCGACCCACGGCAGCAACGAGUAUGCAGACGAGUUUGAAGCAACAUCGAAAGAUGCAUCAAACGAGGUCCUUGACGAUGACGAAAAGGUGGUCGAAGCUAGUGCUCAAGACGACGAAUACAACGACGACGCCUCGGUGCCUGACGACGACGCCUCGGUGCCUGACGACGAUGCAUCGGUGCCGGACGAUGAAGGGACACCACCCGGCGUUGAGGAUGAAACGAGCACCAAGGAUGAAAUCGGCUUGGAGUCAGGUGUCGUGGAAGACGCCAUCGCUGACGUCGAGACGGCCGCGCGUGACGACGACGUUCCCGACGACAUGGAGAUGGACCAAAAUGACAUCGACGAUGACGCUUCGGCCAAAGAAGACGCAGAGAUCUACUCGAGCGACAACUUUGCAGCGCCAUCCGAGGACGUGGUUGACGUGUCGGAGGCACCGGUCGCAGAGGACGACGACCCGGUCGACGAUGUCGCGCCGGUGGACGACGCGCCGGACGACGUCGGUGUUAGUGGUGUUUAUUCAGACGACGAUUUCGAUGAGCACAAGAGCACGGUCGACGAAGCGUCGCAUGCGUACUCGGUUGACGGGUUUGAAGCACCGACCAGCGUCACAGAUGCUUCAGCUGUUGACGUGCCCAGUGCGUCGCUUCCAGCCGACCCACUCGUAGACGACGACGCACCGGUGGAAGCUAGUGAGCCCAAAGACGACAUUGCCGAUGUCCCAUCAGAGACGUCCGAGGUCGAGGGCGAAGUGGAAGAUGACCAUGAAGAUGACGCAUUAGUAGCCGACGAAGAAACGACGGCCCAGGACGACGGCGAGUAUUCGCAAGAUGAGUUUGCGUCCGGUUCAGCUCCGCUGGACACUCCAGUUGUCGCAUCCGAAGCCGACGCCGACGACGGCUACGGCGACGAUUUUGAAUCGAGUUCCAAGAGUGGUUCCGGCGAAGCAGCCAGCAACACAUCGGAGCAGCUGCGGCGAGCGCUGGAUGAGCUCCAACAGACGCACCCGCGGCUCGUAUCGGCAGAAGAAGACGCCAAGUACACUCGGCGCAAACUCCAAGCUCUGGCCCUUCUCGAAGCCAAGAAAAGCGCAAUCGUCGCGGGCACCAAGCUGUCGGAGCUCGCUGCGAUUGACCACUUGGUCACAUACUCGCUGCAGCUCAACGUUCACGACGAAAUUCAAAAGCAAACACCGGUGUUUGUUCCAGUGGCGCAAGACGCAGCAACACCAUUGGCAGCCCCAGCCAUUGCGGCGGUUGCCCCCGAGCCCGACGACUACUCGGACUCGUUCAACGACGACGAAGAGCUCGCCGAUGGUACAGACGACGUCGCUGAGAAUGUUGCGUUGCCCGAUGAGGCGAUUUCGUCAACCCCUGAGGUUGCAGUGCUGGCAUCAAGCUUGGACGAAGGAGAGCAGCGGCUCCAAGCCCUCCAGGAGGCGGUGGCGGCCAAGCAGCAGGAGGCCAUGGCGGUGCAAGCGCUGGUCGCGAAGGAAGAGCGCAAGAUUCUUAUCCACGAAACGAUCGAGACCCUCCAAGUGCAGCUGGAUCAAACCGAACGGCUCGUGGUGUCGGAGGCGGAUCGACUCGCUGCGCUCCAAGCAACCGCCAAGGAUUUAGCUAUUGUCGACGAUGCCCCGACGGCACAAGCCAAUGUCGCCAGCGAUGACGAAGUCGCCGGUAGCCAAGAAGGCGAUGCGUGCAACGACGCGUCGCUCGACGAGAGCUUUUCGUCCGAGAAGGCGGCACCCAUUGCGAGCGCAUCGAUGUUGGCACUGGAAGAAAGUGCCGAGAACGAUCGUUUGGACAAUGACGAUGACACUGACGAUCUCUUGGCCAAUGACGAGGACGGGUCUGUGGAACUCUCUGUCGUCGAUGGCGAGUCGCUUUCGGACGUCGACGUCGCGGACGCAUCCUUUGGAAGUCAAGACGACGACAACGACGACGAGCCAUCUAUAGUGGCGACGCCAUUGGCACUGGAUGUAGAGCCAACGAUCGACGUUGCACCGACAGUCCCACGCCUGGCCGCGACGCCACAAGUCCUCGACGACUCGUUCUCUAGUGUUGUCGACGACGAGCCAUUGAGCGUAAAUCUUCUGGAUGGUUUCGACGUCGUCGAAGCUGCGCUGCCGGCCAACUGGUUCCGAGAGACGUCGGUGCAAACGGUCGCCACGAUGGAGACGCUGGAUUACAUCGAAGUCGCAUUACCGCCGGUCCAUGCCUCCGCCGACAACGGCGAUACCGCAAUGGCGUCGAUGGACUACGUUGAAGACGCCGAGGUACCAACACUAGCGACAGCAAGGUCGUAUUUGGACACUUGUGACCACAUUGAGCUUGCCGAGUCGGCUACAUCGGCGGCUCAAACGCCCAUGGACGCAUUUGCCUCGUACGAUCACAUCGAGGUGGCGACGCCCGCGCUCCCGCUCUCGACAACCGACGUAUGGACAAACGAGCCAACAUCGGUGGUUGACGCUGAGCACAAGGACGACGACAGCGCAGACGACGGCAGCGCCGAUUUGGACGCGUUCUCCGACCAGCUGCUCCUUGGCGGCUCGGCGCCGUUGGAGGACGAUAUCGUCGUUCAUCAUGAAAUCCAAGUAGCUCGCGCUGUCGACAUAUUCUCCCAGCAGUACGACUACGUGGAGGUAGCGCAAGCGCCGCGCGCACUUUGCUCUCCGUCAAGCAACGACAACGCCGUUCCGGUGUCGGUGACUACGGAGAGCGAUGCCGUUGCUCCUCUAGCCUCUUCAAGCUUUGCAGUCGGUGACGUCGGUUGCUCACAUCAACGUAUCGACGUGCUGGCUAAUUUCUCCCACGUGGAGGCUGCCGAGGCGCCUGCACACCGAGACCAGUCGUCGUGGGCCAUACCCUCAACGCCACUUGACGCAUACGAUCACGUCGAGCAAGCCCAAGCGCCGACUGUGAGCGUCACGACUGAGCGCGUUGAAGAGCUGCCACCGACGCCACACGUCGAUAUUGACGCCCUUGUCAGCACACUGUGGCACAAUCUUGAGCAAGACGUCUGGGCAGACGUGCUCCGCGCGGCCACUGCUGAAGCGCCCUCCGUCGAAGUCAAUGGUGAGGUCGGCAAUGACACGACCGACGAGCUCGUCACCGAGACGCCCGACCCUGUCGAUCGGCUCGUGGAUGAUAUCUUUCGUGACGUUAUGGACGACGCGCUGCUGUCACUGCGACGUCCCGGCCCGCGGCAGACAACUGUAGCACGACCAUCGACGCCACCGACGGCGCCUGUGUUCAAAGUCGACACACUGCGCGACAUGACGGCGUUCAAAACCGAGUACACGCUGAUGACGCAGGCGCGUCAAGCCUUUGACUGGCGACAAAUCGAUGCCGCUUUGGUCGAUGGUGUCGACAUCGAGCUCCCAGCAAGCACACUAACGGCGCGUCGGCGGCUGAUGCAAGAUUGGCAGCGCGAGAGUGCGCCGUCGUCCGCACGACCGCUGGUCGACAACGUUCCGAAAAGUGUCAAGGAGCUCUUGCUCAACGAUACGUCGGAUGCUGCCGUUGCGUCGGUGACAUCCCGCCUCGUCAAAGGCACCGCCGACUCGGAGGCACGAAUAGUCGACGCCAUUUGGAGGGAACUGUGCGCUGAGGCCGUUGGAGGCAGUCUACGGCCAGCGCUCGACACCGCGGAUACGUGACCAUCGAGGUCGUUUUGAUAUACCAGUAAUAUAUGUCUCGCAGAAGAGAUAAGAUGAGAGACUCGGAGCUACACGCGAGAGCC